AUGGUCGUAUACGGCAGCGACGGAUGGAAGAGUGCGGUGGAAAAAUUAAUUAACCUGAAGAGAGACGACCAGGAAUUCGUUGCGGUCGGUUUGUACGUUGACAGAAACGUAGCACGGUCGGCUCUAACCGAUUUGUACGUCAGAUAUUCGUUGGUCGCCAACGAGCUGACCGCACACCACGAUUCGAUUAUUCAACCACAAGUACGGACGCUGAUCAAAAAGCUUUUGUUGCCCACUUUUGGACGUUUGGUCGAACUAAAACAGACUUUAAUCGACGAAGACAAGUCGAUAUACACACCGGUGGACGAGACGUUGGCCAAGCUGCGGGUGCCGUAUGAUCGAUUCGAGUUGAGAAUACCUCGGUGUUUCUUAGACGACAGAAGGACACUGCUGGAAGGGCUGGACGAUAAGGUCGAUGAAAUCUACAAACGAAUGGAAAAGGAAAACGCUAGCGAACUGAUUGGCGAAAUGGAAGAGAACGCGAGGGAGGCGGAAGAGACUUGGUCGGAACCAUUGAUUAGGCACCACUCGUCGGGAUCGGACUUCGACGUGACCACAUUCAAGUCAAUCGAAGAAGUACCGCCGGUCAGGUUCCGGAAAAUCACAGAGGAAGACUUGGCAAGAGACAGGGGCGUUCUGUUAAUACAGAAGCACAUAAGGGCGUCCCGAGACCGGAUCUAUGCCAAUGAACUAUUAGCUCUGCAAAGGAGCCGACAGAGAAUCCUGUCGGGUGAAUACGUGCCGCCUAAAAGGGAAAUUGCUCUGAGCGCCGCCAUCAAGGUCCAACGCUUUUGGAGAAAUUACCAGAUGAAAAAACGAAUGAAAAUCAAAAAUAAUCAGAAAAAAUUGUUGAUCGGUUGGCACAUGGCCAGUAAAAAGCCCCCCACGUCGACCGGUGCACAAGAAGAAGAUACUAGAAUGGUAAAAGAAGACACUCUGUGGACGAUGCAGACCAAAGCGGCCGACAAAUUUUGGACUGCGGUGAAAGCGGCACAAGCCAGGCUGGACAAAUAUAACAAAGAAGACAUCAUCGACGAGAUCGCAGAUGAACUUAGAGCUUACAUUUGGAACUACUUCGAGACCUGCGUCCACUUACCCUCGUGGCCGGAUCCGACACCGGUCAUGUUCACCAACGAUGCCAUUCUCGGAUUGCCGCCUAUCGUGUUAACGGACACCAUAUUGAGACAGCUGAACAUACCAAAGAUGCAUUACCGCUCGGCUCUGAAUCAGCGGGUACCACUAGGAGGGUCGGCCGUUUUUCUUACCGGUCGAUGGAUGACGGUGGAAAUGGCUAAGAUAUUGGCGGUCAUCAUCGUAGAACUCGAGGAAAAGCCAGCCAGGGAAAAGGCAAAGUUGCUGAAAGAACAGGCCAAAAGGCAAAAAAUCGAAAAAGAUCAAAUCAUUGCAGAGCAGAAGAACGCAGAGAAAGCGAGACAAGAAACGAGGUCAUUGGGUUUUGUCCCGGAGCCAAGUGAGUUUAUGGAAUGGUUUAAAGAAGCACUCGACGAGUACAGCGGCAACUGGAGUAUGUUUGACGGUGAACCUGACGGAGGGCACAGGCAAGACUUGAUUACUGAUAACGUAUACGCUGACGCCAAAGUCCGGCUUAGAGCUGAAGUGGACGAAACCGUGGUUAAAGAGUUGGAAAAUCUCAAAGUGUUGUUCGCCAAAGACAGAGGUAAGAAGUACAAGACGCCCAAAGUAAAGGCCAAGAAGGCAGCUAAAGUUCGAACUAAGAAAAGUAAGUAUCCCGAGCCCGAAGAAAUAUUCGAAGAACUAGUCCGGAGCAAUAUGAUACAAAAGUCGGUUGCGGCAAAUUUCGAAGAUUUCAAAGGCGAGACCUCGUACAGCGCCAGCAGAUUGCGAAUAGAACCAUACUUCAAAGAUCCUCCUUAUUGCGUUGGCGACGUUCCCCAAAUGCUCAAGGAGUUAUGUGUAUUCGGACUGACGUGUCCGGAACUCAGGAAUAUGAAAAGUGUGAAAUUUGCGUCUACCCUGAUGGUAGCCGGUCCGGACAAGUCAGGCAAGACCAUGUUGACGGACGCCAUUUGUUGGACUACCGGUUCGCUAAAAAUUCAAUUAAACUACAUGAACGUGUCGGACAAUUAUCCCAGCAAAAAAGACAUCCUGGCCAAAGAAUAUCAGCCGGUCGUAAUAGUAGUGGAAAUGGCGGACGUGCCGUUUUACAAGAAAAUGUCGAAAGAACUCAAGCAGUUCAAUCCGAAAUUGGUGGCAAACUUACUGGGCAAACUGGUAAAGACGUUUGUGAAAACCGACAGGAUUUUGGUCGUGGGCAACGCGGUCAGUCCGUGGUUAUGUGCCGGAGCCAAGCUAGUGUCGGCUUUCAACCAAAUACUGUUCACCGUGGCCGACUACGGCACGACGUUUAUGCACCUGUUGGGCUUGUUGAUGUCCUACCCCGCCGUGAGCCGGGACUUCCCGGUGACGGCUUUGGCCACCCUUAUGAUGGGCUACCCCCUUGACACGAUCGCCGACAUGGUCGCCCAAGUGUUGACCACCGAGAGGGUGUUGACGCUGAAACAUUCGCCGCUGGACGCCAAAGAGUUCCUGUCGGUCAUGCUGAACAACCCCAAAGAAGUGCCGCCGCUCGCCGACCUCUAUCACAACUGGUACAGGUCCAACGUGCCCUUGGCCAUCAGGAGGUCGUUGAAAUUAACGGCGGAAGCGCAGGCCCACAAAGACAAAAAGAAGAAGAAAUAA
This is a messenger RNA of Adelges cooleyi (spruce gall adelgid), 2721 nucleotides long. Its product is annotated as dynein regulatory complex protein 11-like. The record is from RefSeq and is a predicted model, not a curated record. The coding region runs from base 1 to 2721 and encodes 906 amino acids. NCBI's taxonomy places the organism in Eukaryota, Metazoa, Arthropoda, Insecta, Hemiptera, Adelgidae. Gene Ontology annotation, molecular function: protein binding. The transcript has 11 exons.